CAUGUAAUAAAAGGGAUUACGAUAAAAAGGAAUAUAAAAGCAAACGAUUUAUAAAAAAAAGAUUAACAGUAGCAGGUUCACAAAAUGCGCGUGCUCAUUGUAUUGGCUCUUUUCGGUGCCGCUUUGGCGGUGCCAAAGCAUGUCAACCGCAUCGUGGGUGGCUCGACCACCAGUAUCGAGGAGUACCCGUUCAUGGCCAAUAUGAUGUUCGGCUAUAUGGGACUUCACCAUAGUCAAGCUUGCGGUGGCUCACUUAUUACAAGGACAGCAAUACUUUCAGCUGCUCACUGCUACUUCGGCGAUACUCCUAUUCAAUGGCUCGUGCGUUUGGGGUCAACAAACUCCUUUUUUGGCGGCACCGUGCAUGAGGUCUCUCGUAUAAUCUUGCAUGAUAACUACGUUCACCGAUUUUUGACCAACGAUGUUGCGGUCGUCAGACUCAGAGUUGCGGCCGAGAUAUCCUCAACAAUUGAUCUUGCUCGCAUCGCUGGAUUAAACUACAAUCUCCCCGAUGAUACGCGCGUCUACGCCACAGGAUGGGGCAGAGUUAUGGUUGGGGGCCCAAGUUCUCAGCAAUUGCAGCAUGUUGACUUUAAUGUCAUUAACCACGAUUUGUGUACACGACGCUACGCCUUUCUCAAGACCCAGCCAGAUUUCCAAAACUGGCCCGAUGUAACUCCUGAAAUGUUGUGCGCUGGUAUUCUGGAUGUAGGAGGCAAGGACACUUGCCAAGGUGACUCUGGUGGUCCAGUUAUCCACAACAAAGAUAUAAUUGUAGGCGUCACCUCCUGGGGAUACCGCUGUGCUGAUCCAUUCUACCCUGGAGUAAGCGCUCGCGUGUCAUCCUACUCAACGUGGAUCUAUAAUAAUUCACUCUAA
Molecule: messenger RNA, 879 nt
Organism: Nymphalis io (European peacock)
Lineage: Eukaryota; Metazoa; Arthropoda; Insecta; Lepidoptera; Nymphalidae
Product: trypsin, alkaline A-like
Exons: 4
Coding region: 85-879 (264 amino acids)
Biological process (GO): proteolysis
Molecular function (GO): serine-type endopeptidase activity
Source: RefSeq, a predicted model, not a curated record